Molecule: messenger RNA, 1257 nt
Organism: Dentiscutata heterogama
Lineage: Eukaryota; Fungi; Glomeromycota; Glomeromycetes; Diversisporales; Gigasporaceae
Source: the annotation of a GenBank genome assembly
AUGCCUUUACAACAAUUGACAAGACCUACUCUUCUUUCACGAACUUUAUUGUUCGUGAAAAGUAUUCAACGUGGUUUAGCCACAGUUACCGAUCAAUCCUUUGCUAGUACUGCACCACCACCUGCACCAUAUGCUUUAUCAGUUUCUAGCAAGCCUCCACCUGCAGCUUUGAAACUAAAAUCUGGUCAUGUUUUCCAUGGUCAAUCUUUUGGUGCACAAACUCCAGUAUCUGGUGAAGCUGUCUUUACAACUUCGCUCGUCGGGAAUUAUGGUGUUCCCGGACUUUUUAAGGAUCAAUACGGAUUAUUGAAAUAUUUUGAAUCUGACCGUGUUCAAUGUCAAGGUAUUGUCGUCGGAGAUUAUGCUGUGCGCUAUUCUCAUUGGAACGCUGUAGAGUCACUAGGAUCAUGGUGUGCUCGUCAUGGUGUACCUGGAAUAUCUGGUGUUGAUACUCGUGCUAUUGUUCAUUUACUACGUGAUCGAGGAUCGACUCUUGCAAAACUCGUUACUGGUGAUGAUGCUGCUAACGAGGACUUUGAUAAAAUUCCUUAUGUUGAUCCAAAUAAACGAAAUCUGGUAGCUGAAGUUAGUACAAAAAUGCCAGUCUCCUACAACCCCUUCGGGGAUGUGAAAAUAGGUGUCGUCGAUUGUGGUGUUAAAUAUAAUAUCCUACGUUCUCUGGUUAAACGUGGAGCUGCUGUUACUAUCUUACCACACGACUUCGACUUUAACAAAAUAUCUAAUGAAUUCGAUGGAUUAUUCAUUAGUAAUGGACCUGGCAAUCCCAAUAUGGUUACUGAAACCGUUCGCAACUUGCGUACUGCAUUAAGCGAAUAUCAAAGACCUAUAUUUGGUAUCUGUAUGGGCAAUUUAUUACUAGGUAUGGCGGCGGGACUUAAUGUAUAUAAACUCCGAUUUGGAAACCGAGGUCAUAAUGUCCCAGCUGUUAGUGUAGAUGAUGGAAAAUGUGCAAUCACUUCCCAAAAUCAUGGAUAUGCCCUUGAUGAUUCAGUAAUGCCAGAGGGAUGGAUAAAAUACUAUGUCAAUGCCAAUGAUGGCACUAAUGAAGGUAUUCGCCAUUCAGUAUUGCCUCGAUGGUCAGUUCAGUUCCAUCCAGAAGCGAAGGGUGGUCCACAAGACACAGAACCCUUAUUUGAUGAAUUUAUUGACCGGGUUCGUUCUGAUAAACUCAAAAGAGUUGGAUCCCCAAUAUUCUUUACAGACAAAGCCGUUGUCACUCCCACUCAAUAUGCUUAA